UAAGAUUCAAAAGAUAUUUCCAGACGUAUUUCAAAGUUCCUCCAAAUCUGGCGGUCCCCACAACUCCAGUCUCCUCCUGACCCAAGUCCAGGUCCCAAAGGGUCCAGUGUGCUUUGAAGAGGUAGCUGUUCCUUUCACAGAGGAGGACUGGGCUUUGCUGGAUCCUGACCAGAGAGCUCUGCAGAAGGAAUUCAAGGAGGAGAAUCGUGGGAUCGUGGCCUCUCUGGACCCUGCAGCUUCUUUUGGCUCCUUGACUCCUCAGGAAGGAUGAAAGACACAGAUCCUGCAAACCUAGUGAGGAUGGAAGGGGGAAGAUGGACGGUUGACCUGGUCAGGUUGUCUCCUGCAUCGCUCCCCACAACUUCUGAGCGUUCCCUCCCAGGGACCUCCGAGAAAUCUGAUGGUGAUGAAUUGGAAGGGAAGAACAAGGGGGAGCACAACAGAAUCCACAUAGUGGAGAAGUCAUAUAAAUAUUCAGAGUGUGGAGAGAACAUCCGUCAGAGCUCCCAGUCCACCUCCUGUCAAAGAAAGAGCUUCGUUCAGAGGGAUGGCCUUACUUCACAUGAAAGAGCACAGAGUAAGGAGAAACCCUAUCAGUGCUUAGAAUGUAGGAAGAGCUUUAAUCAAAGCGCACAUCUCACUUCCCAUCAAAGAAUUCAUACCGGGGAGAAACCCUAUCAGUGCUUGGAAUGUGGGAAGAGCUUUUGUCAGAAAGGUGAUCUUGCUUUGCAUAGAAGAAUUCAUACAGGGGAGAAACCCUAUCAGUGCUUGGAAUGUGGAAAGAGCUUUAGUCGAAGUGCACAUCUCACUUCCCAUCGAAGAAUCCAUACAGGAGAGAAACCCUAUCAGUGCUUUGAAUGUGGAAAGUACUUCCGGGAGCGGACGCAGCUCACUUUGCAUCAAAGAAUUCAUACAGGGGAGAAACCCUAUCACUGCUUGGAAUGUGGAAAGAGCUUUCGUCUGAGUGGUGAACUCACUUCCCAUCGCAGAAUUCAUACAGGAGAGAAACCCUAUCACUGCUUGGAAUGUGGAAAGAGCUUUCGUCUGAGUUGUGAACUCACUUCCCAUCAAAGAACUCAUACAGGAGAGAAACCCUAUCAGUGCUUGCAGUGUGGGAAGAGCUUCAGUCAGAGCCACAGUCUCACUUCCCAUCAAAGAAUACAUACAGGAGAGAAACCCUAUCAGUGCUUCGAAUGUGGAAAGAACUUCCGGGACCGGACGCAGCUCACUUUGCAUCAAAGAAUUCAUACCGGGAAGAAACCCUAUCACUGCUUGGAAUGUGGAAAGAGGUACACUAAGAACUCCCAUCUCACUUCCCAUCGCAGAAUUCAUACAGGGGAGAAACCCUAUCAGUGCUUAGAAUGUAGGAAGAGCUUUAAUCAAAGCGCACAUCUCACUUCCCAUCAAAGAAUUCAUACCGGGGAGAAACCCUAUCAGUGCUUGGAAUGUGGGAAGAGCUUUCGUCAGAAAGGUGGUCUUGCUUUGCAUAGAAGAAUGCAUACAGGGGAGAAACCCUAUCAGUGCUUGGAAUGUGGAAAGAGCUUUAGUCAAAGUACACAACUCACUUCCCAUCGAAGAAUCCAUACAGGAGAGAAAUCCUACCAGUGCUUGCAGUGUGGGAAGAGCUUCAGUCAGAGGCAAAGUCUCACUUCCCAUCAAAGAAUCCAUACAGGAGAGAAACCCUAUCAGUGCUUCGAAUGUGGAAAGUACUUCCGGGAGCGGACGCAGCUCACUUUGCAUCAAAAAACUCAUACAGGGGAGAAACCCUAUCAGUGCUUGGAAUGUGGAAAGAGCUUUCGUCUGAGUGGUGAACUCACUUCCCAUCGCAGAAUUCAUACAGGAGAGAAACCCUAUCACUGCUUGGAAUGUGGAAAGAGCUUUCGUCUGAGUGGUGAACUCACUUCCCAUCAAAGAAUUCAUACAGGAGAGAAACCCUAUCAGUGCUUGCAGUGUGGGAAGAGCUUCAGUCAGAGCCACAGUCUCACUUCCCAUCAAAGAAUACAUACAGGAGAGAAACCCUAUCAGUGCUUCGAAUGUGGAAAGAACUUCCGGGCGCGGGCGCAGCUCACUUUGCAUCAAAAAACUCAUACAGGGGAGAAACCCUAUCACUGCUUGGAAUGUGGAAAGAGGUUCACUAAUAGCUCUCAUCUCACUUCCCAUCGCAGAAUUCAUACAGGGGAGAGACCCUAUCAGUGCUUGGAAUGUGGAAAGAGCUUCAGUAAGAUGGUGAACUUCACUUCCCAUCGCAAAAUUCAUACAGGGGAGAAACCCAAUCAGUGCUUGGAAUGUGGAAAGAGCUUCACUGAUAGCUCCAAUCUCACUUGCCAUCGCAGAAUUCAUACAGGGGAGAAACCCUAUCAGUGCUUGGAAUGUGGAAAGAGCUUCACUAAUAGCUCCGAUCUCACUUGCCAUCACAGAAUUCAUACAGGGGAGAAACCCUAUCAGUGCUUGAAAUGUGGAAAGACCUUCAGAAGGAGCUCCGAUCUCACUUGCCAUCAAAGAAUUCAUACAGUGGGGAAACCAAAAAAGAGAAAUAAAAGAAAAAAUAUUAAACAACCCUUACAAAAUACAAUUGUAUAGAAAAGAGAAAGGGGGGGAUAUAAACUAAAAAUACUGUUUAUGACAUUUGUAUGAUAUAUAUCAUAUCAUUCGUCAGCACAUAGAUAGGCAGGCUCCCCCACUUCUCCCCUGCGUGACCCCCUCUUCUCGCCGUAUCCCACCCAGAGAGAUCCUUCCCUGCGUUCCUUGCACGUCCCUCGGACCUCCAACUGUCCUCUUCCUAUGUGUGUCCUCCUAAAUUCAAAAUAAAGGAAUCUUAAUAUAAAAUAUUAAAAAUACUAAAAAAUAGAUGAUGAUGAUCAUUUAUUGAUACCCUUCCCACCUGGCUGGGUUUCCCCAGUCACUCUGGGCAGCUUCCAACAAAAUAUUAAAAUACAGUAAUCCAUCAAAUAUUAAAAGCUUCCCUAAACAAGGCUGCCUUCAGAUGUC
This is a messenger RNA of Podarcis raffonei (Aeolian wall lizard), 2988 nucleotides long. RefSeq names its product zinc finger protein 850-like. Bases 268 to 2580 code for a protein of 770 amino acids. Gene Ontology annotation, biological process: regulation of transcription by RNA polymerase II. The transcript is spliced from 4 exons. Gene Ontology annotation, molecular function: RNA polymerase II transcription regulatory region sequence-specific DNA binding; DNA-binding transcription factor activity, RNA polymerase II-specific. Lineage: Eukaryota; Metazoa; Chordata; Lepidosauria; Squamata; Lacertidae. The record is from RefSeq and is a predicted model, not a curated record. Gene Ontology annotation, cellular component: nucleus.